Trematosphaeria pertusa is the source of this 1374-nucleotide messenger RNA. RefSeq lists its product as uncharacterized. The transcript has a single exon. The coding region runs from base 1 to 1374 and encodes 457 amino acids. The record is from RefSeq and is a predicted model, not a curated record. Lineage: Eukaryota; Fungi; Ascomycota; Dothideomycetes; Pleosporales; Trematosphaeriaceae. Gene Ontology annotation, molecular function: protein binding.
AUGCGCACUCCACCUCGCCCGAGACACUUUCAGUUUGCGGCAGGCCAUGUCAGGGCUAUCAACAACAUCCUAGCAGGGCCGCGGCCACCGCGCAACAGAAGGCGUUUACCUUCGGAAAAGCGUCGGUCCAAGUCCCCAGAAGAGGAGCCUCGCGAGGAGCAGAGUCCGCCGGAAGAAGGCCGCUUAACAUAUGAAGAUGACCGUUUUGUAAACUAUUACGAGUUCGAAGAACAUCUUGAGCCGGAAGAUCGUAGAGAAGCUGAACAAACGCCGCUAAGAUACGAGAACGUAAGGAUACACGAUCAUAAUCCAGAUCAAGGUGCCACCGCCGACCCAACGCCCGAUGAUCGUGAGCCUUUCCCUCCGUUCGAACCCACAAUCGCAACGAGACACGAGCAGUCCCGAGUUAGAGCUCCUCCCACGCCGCGAAAGAAGUAUAACGUGGUACCCCACAGCCGCGAGAGUGUGCCCAUUCUGUUCUCCGACAAGGCUGCGCACAGCACACGCACUGAGCUCGUGCCGGAUCCAUCUCCAGAUGCUGUUCGACACGCCUUGGAGCUAAUCAAGGACGGGUUUACCGCUCGCGACCUGGGACUCGCAUGCGCCAUCGCCCCGCUAGCGCGUGACAGUCGGAUUGUACGCACGGGACCGGCAGUCGUCAUCAAUGACGUGGAUCUCUACCUUCAUGACAGGACAAUUCGUGUGGCAUCUGAAGAUGGUCUGGUUACUGUGCCGGAUUACCUGGAGUUUAGAGGCGUGCCCGAGACGAGGAAGGUGCGCUUCAACGGCCGGACGCCUCCAUGGGCGAAAAGGCUCUUCGGGGACGCUGAGAAGCGCCGGAUCACUGAACCUUAUGGACCAGAGGCACCUGGCCAGUUGCUGCUCCCAGUCGGAGGUGUUGUCGAAGUCUACAAGGUCGAUGGUUGCGGCUGGGCGCUCGGAAAGCUUACCGAUGAGGACCGCAUAGGGUGGUUUCCUGUCGAUUUGACCGAGCCACUGACGCACGGUCCAUUUGCGACGACGACGUUUAGGAGUCGGUUCCUAGAUGGCGAGCCGAUCGACGACGAACCGGAGAUGAUCAAUGAGGGUGGGGCGGAUAUGAUCUCCGAGGAAGGGAAUGUAGGUGAGGACAUGAUGUCAGAUAAUGAGUUCGAAGCCAAGGUCCUGGAUGAGGCAGCUGAACGCAGUCAAGAGAGCUUCCUGGAGGAGAGCACAAGACUCUCACGUGAGGAAGGCGGGCUGGAUCAGGCUGAGCGCGAGCUGGAGGUCCCCAAAGUGGUCACGGACGCCAGCGAAGGAGCGAUCUCGCCAGGUUCAGUGGAAAGAGACGUUCGCGUGGAAGACGAAGUAGACUAUGAGGACUACCCUUUGUGA